Molecule: messenger RNA, 1308 nt
Organism: Juglans microcarpa x Juglans regia
Lineage: Eukaryota; Viridiplantae; Streptophyta; Magnoliopsida; Fagales; Juglandaceae
Exons: 3
Coding region: 200-1279 (359 amino acids)
Source: RefSeq, a predicted model, not a curated record
AGCUGUUCAAUCCCACAUUAUCAAAAGACAUUUCAUCCCGGUCAAAUCUUGGAAGCUCCGAAGUUUCAUCGUUUUAUUUCAUGGUUUUUUCCGUUGCUUGUACGUCUUCAUUAUCUUGGACUCAUCCAAGUUCUGUAUGUAUGUAUAUAAACAUACCAUGACAAAUGGCCAAUAGCAAAGAAGAGAGACAGAGAGAGAGAUGUACGUGACAAGGCGUCUUUCGGAGUACAGAAGGGACCCCAGCAAGCUCUCAACUCCACCCCAUACAGCUCCUAAUUCAGGCUAUAUGGUCACCAUGGAUACAGCACUAGAGACUGAGGAGACAUGUUGUUGGGGCCUCUGUGAUUCAAACGAAGUGAAAAAUUUGCCUUUUCCACAAAACAAAACACUGGUUGUCUCUCACAGCGAUGAUGAACACCCGAUAUAUGAGCUCUUGUUCAUCCCAGUUCUUGACGAGCCCCUCUCCUCUAACGGCUACUAUGUUAUCCACGCAAAAGGCAGUAGCAAAGGGCAAGCAUGCAUGUGCGCGACGGAAGAGGAUAAGAUCAAGUCGAUUUUUGGAGACCAUGUACGAAAUGUGAAACCAAAAGCUUUUGACCCUACGAAUGUAUACCAACAAGUGGAAAUUUGUAAUGUACCCUCUAGAGGUUUUUACGCCAAUUCUGCACUUCCUAACUGUUACCCUCCAUCAUUUCUAAGGGAAAAGUACCGAACAGCUGCACACUCAAGCCCGUCUUAUUAUAGUUUUGAUGACGCUCCAGGGAAAUGGUAUUCUCCCUUUGUAUUCAUAAAAGAGGAAGGUUCUGUGAAGACCCAAAUGAAGAAAUCUUUGUUUUACAAGAUGACUUUAGAGCAAUAUUGGGAGCAAAUUUACUCCCAGGAGAAUCAUGGCGGUGAAGGAAACAUUGUGACGGUGAACACGAAUGUAGAGAUCAGGGAAGUGUAUUGUCUAGAUGGCAUGAAAGCUGUGAGAGUUGAUGGCAAUGUUAAUGAGUCUGAUGGUUUUAUUUGGUUUAGGGUUCAGAACCAGAAUAGUGGACGCGUGGGCUUGAGUUCAGCCAUCGUGGAUGGAAUGAGAGGGAUUCAAAAGGAAGGAGGGUCGGUUGAUGGGCAAGAUAGCGAGGUGUGGGCUGAGAAAGUAGAGGUGACUGACAAUUUGUGGAGGAGACUUUGUGGUUAUGUGUUGGUGGAGAGCUUUACUUUGAGGAGAAUGGAUGGAAGUUUAGUGCUGAAUUGUGAUUUCAGGCACACCCAACGGAUUAAAACCAAAUGGGAAUGAAUCAAAAUCCUCGGCUACAUCAACGUUCA